UCUACUUCCCAAGUCUAAUCCCUUCACAAACUCCCCCUCCUAAACUCCCAUUCAGCUGCCAAACACGCUGUCAGAGUUCUCGAUCUCAGAGAUGAACUUCUAUUGAUUCACUAUAUAAUCCUGGUUUAUGAUCAGAGCCGUCCAAAUAUGUUUCGAUCCAUCUCGGCAACAGAGACGUGAAUCCACAGAAUCCAAAGAGGAUUCAGCAGCCUGGGUUCGUCUCCGAAGACGAGCUGGGGUGGAACUGGAAUCCCCUUACAAAUUGCCGCCCUCGCGCUGCUAUUCGCCCCAAUUGCUAGACAUUGACCAGGGAUCCAUCCAGGGCGCAUCUGCUUCCCUUCGUCCAGGCGAUGGGGAUGGCUGUACUCGACGAGGCCCAGCGGCGACGGCGGCAGAGCGUCUACGAGUUCUUGGACGCCACCAAGCCCGCGCGCGCCCAGGCGCUGCGAUGGUGCGAGACGGCGCGGGAGAUGCGUAGGAUCGACGGCGACAUGAAGGAGGCGGCCCAGCUGCUCCGCGGCGCCCUCUCCUGCGUCAAGGACUACGCGUCUGUCUACAGGACGUGGAUCGCCAUGGAGAUGGAUGGCGGCGGCGGCGUCGGCGUUGCCCGGUGGCUCUUCGAGGAGUGGGGCACCGUCUGCGCCAAGGAUGGAAACCUCCGCAAGGACGACGACGGCACCACCGCCGACGAGUACGGCGACUACUGGUGCGCGUACCUCGCGUUCGAGCUCCGUCACGGGGACGCCAGGCGCGCGCGCACCGUGGCGGCACGGGCCGUGAAGACCUGCCCGCACGACGCCUCGUUGCGCGACACGGUGGAGCUCCGCCUUAGAGACGCCAUCGAGAUCGAGCAGCAGAGGCGGCAUCGGUCGGGGCUGCUUCGCACUGCCAAGAAGUGGCUCUCCAAUGUCGAGCAGAGUCGCGGCUGCUCAUCGCUCGUACCCCGGCCGCCGCAGGGGUACCAGAGGCUCCUCAGCGGCUAGUCGCCGUGAUCGAUUGCUGCUUCUGGAUCGUAAACCAGAUUAGAUCUUGGUACAAUGUAAAUUGUUCCACAUUAAAUUGCAGAUGAUGGUGUUGAUAGAUGUAAUUGACAAUUCUUUCAAUCCCGUGCAUCAAAAGAUUCGGUCUAGCACAGUAGUUGUAUGUAAGUUCGACUGAAUUUGUAAUUUAGAAGUCAACUUCGUGGGAACAAGAACAGUUGGAGGA
Messenger RNA from Triticum aestivum (bread wheat), 1206 nucleotides. RefSeq lists its product as uncharacterized. Lineage: Eukaryota; Viridiplantae; Streptophyta; Magnoliopsida; Poales; Poaceae. The transcript has a single exon. The record is from RefSeq and is a predicted model, not a curated record. Bases 351 to 983 code for a protein of 210 amino acids. Gene Ontology annotation, molecular function: protein binding.